Molecule: messenger RNA, 2343 nt
Organism: Colletotrichum godetiae
Lineage: Eukaryota; Fungi; Ascomycota; Sordariomycetes; Glomerellales; Glomerellaceae
Product: X-Pro dipeptidyl-peptidase
Exons: 4
Coding region: 199-2001 (600 amino acids)
Source: RefSeq, a predicted model, not a curated record
GGCAACUGGGGCCGAGAUAAGACCCCGCGGCCUCCCGUCCGGAGUUCACGCCUCGUGUCUCGGCCGCUGCUUCAAGGACGAAGCUUUCCCCGCAUUCUUUGCAUAUAAUCAUCACUGCCGGAUGCUACGUCUCAGUAUUGCACCUCACCAACUUCAGGCUUCUCUUUAUAACAGCAACACAAGCUACACGUCAUUGCCAUGGCCACACAUCAUCUCGUAACGCGGCCUCAUCUGGCCAGUGUCUCGGAUGGUGAGUGGGUUGAUGUGGGCGACAGCCGUGAACGACACGCAACUACUGCCAACCCGGAGUCCAUGCCGGAGCGUAUCACACGUGUUACCACGGACGAGAAGAAUCUCAACAAGUUUUACAAUAUCAAGUUCUCAGCCACAAGGUCUCAUCGACUGCAGAUAUACUACAAUGAAGAGCUCGACAGUCUAUUCAAGGCUCCAUUUGAUACCUACAACCAGGAGGAUAAGGUAGACUUUUUACUGCUGCGAAACUACUUGAGGCGUAAUCUCCGAGUCUUGCUUCUGGAUCGCGAGCGAGACGAGCUGGUGAAGCCGGUUCUACCCUUUAUCCAGCCGCUCAUCGAGAUCUGCGAAGCACGCCAAAACAUGGUCCCAGUCGACUGCAAAAAGACGGCCAUGAUAUUAAAUGAGACGGCCAAGAGGAUUAUCGCAACGACAAAAGCCAUUAAAACCAACGGAAUUAAAGCCAAUGACUCGACCUUCUCGCGUGCUAUGAGCACCAUUGACCAAAUCCGAGGCCACGUCGAUGAGUCUUACGGAUUCUACGCCCCUUACGACCCCCUGUUCCCAUUCUGGUGUGACGCGCCCAAGAAGGAACUGGACGAGGCCCUCACCGGCAUCAAAACGGCGAUAGACGCCAAGCUCGUUGAGAAAAACGGGUCCGGGUCUAUCCGUGCUGCAGUAGAACCCAUUGGGCGCUCCGGGCUGAUCACCGAGCUCGAAGCGGAAAUGAUACCCUACACGCCUGAGGAGCUCCUCAAGUUGGCGCAAGAACAGUACGAUUGGUGCGAAAAGGAGAUGAAGAAGGCUUCACGCAGCAUCAAGGUGUGCUCCGUUCGACCGGAAGGGAGUCAUGGAAGCGUAUCGGGUCUGGAGGCUCCAGAUACUGGCUUUGGCGACAACUGGAAGGCGGCACAGGAAUAUGUCAAAAAUUCAUAUGUUGAGCCCGGGCAACAGCCUGAAAUGGUGCGCCAGCUGGCCUACGAGGGCAUGGCUUUUGUGAAGAAGCACGACCUAGUCACGGUCCCAGAAAUCGCGGGCGAGACAUGGCGUAUGUUCAUGAUUUCCGCAGAACGUCAAAAGGAGUCGCCCUUCUUCCUCGGUGGCCCCUCCUUCUGGGUGUCUUAUCCCACCGCCGCCAUGGAUCAUGACCUGAAGAUGAUGGUCAUGCGCGGCAACAACCCUCACUUCUCAAGAGCGACGGCAUUCCACGAACUAAUUCCCGGUCAUCGUUUGCAGCUUUUCAUGGGCAAGCGUCACCAUCCCUACCGCGAGCUCUUCUCGACGCCCUUCUUUGUCGAGGGCUGGGCCAUGUACUGGGAGUUCGUCUUCUGGAACAGAGGGGACUUCUUCGUGGGCCCCGAAGACAAGAUCGGAACUCUCUUCUGGCGGAUGCACCGGUGCGCGAGAAUCAUCUUCUCCCUCAAGUACCACCUCGGCGAGAUGACGCCCCAAGAGUGCGUUGACUUGCUGGUUGAAUGGGUCGGUCACGAGCGAUCCAACGCAGAGGGAGAGGUCACGAGAUCCUUUGGUGGGGAGUAUUCCCCUCUGUACCAGGCUGGAUACAUGCUGGGGGCAUUGCAGAUGCACGGUUUGCGGGAGGAGGUGUUGACAAAAGGGUUGAUGGGCGAGAAGGAACUCCACGAUAAAAUUUUGAGGGCGAACACGAUGCCAAUCGAGCUGCUUCGAGCGCUUCUCCUGAACCAGCCAUUAGGUCCGGACACGGAGGCUCAGUGGAGGUUCUACGACUGAACAGGAGCCUCACAGUCAUCAUUGCCCAAAUGGCAAAUGAACGACGCGCGUCACCCACUCUUGUACGUUACAUUGCACUCGGCCGAGAAUCUUAGCAUUUUUCAGUUGGAAGGUUUUCUCUCCUUGAUCGCUCUCAACUUCCUUCUCCCCGCAACCCCGGACGGCCCCAGCCCCAUGCAGCCGCCGAUGUGCAAUGCGGGGGAAGACGGUGCGGGGCCGCCUCGGUCUUCGGGUUAUGUCGAGCGGGAGCGCGGCCUAUUGGCCGUGGAACCAUAACUAUGCCAGCCUCCGCUUUACUUUACGCGUAACUCGCAGAAGCCCCGGGCUCGCUUCCUGUCCCCG